AUGGACGACUCCACUGCUUCCGCCAACGCAGCCCAGCUCCCCUCUGCUCCCGCUCAGCAGAAUGCUGGUGCUGCUCCCGGCUUUGAGGCGGGGCAGAAUGGUCAGGCUGGUGGCGCAUCGCAUCUGCCGCCGCCGCCGCUGCACAUCCCCCAGAACACGAACCCGAUCCCCACGGCCAUCACCUCGCCGCGGUCCGGUGACCAGGGAGGCAUCAUGUCCCCCACCAGCGCCGGCGGUUUUCGUCGGGCUGCUCCCGAGCCUAACAAGCGGGCGCUCUACAUCGGUGGGCUGGAUCAGCGCGUCACUGAAGAUGUCCUGAGACAAAUCUUUGAAACUACAGGCCACGUUCAGAACGUCAAGAUUAUUCCCGACAAGAAUGCCAAGGGCUUCAACUACGGAUUUGUCGAAUACGACGACCCUGGUGCGGCUGAGCGCGCCAUGCAGACGCUUAACGGACGUCGUGUUCACCAAUCGGAGAUCCGCGUCAACUGGGCCUACCAGUCUAACGCCACCGGCAAAGAAGAUACGUCGGGCCACUUCCACAUCUUUGUUGGUGACCUGUCCAACGAGGUCAACGACGAGGUGCUCACCCAGGCCUUUUCCGCCUUUGGUUCCGUUUCCGAGGCCCGUGUCAUGUGGGACAUGAAGACGGGCCGAUCGCGUGGCUACGGAUUCGUCGCUUUCCGCGACCGCCCCGAGGCCGAGAAGGCCCUGAGCUCCAUGGACGGCGAGUGGCUCGGAUCCCGUGCCAUCCGCUGCAACUGGGCCAACCAGAAGGGUCAGCCGUCGAUGGCGCAGCAGCAGGCGAUGCAGGCUAUGGGCCUGACGCCCACCACGCCCUUUGGCCACCACCAGUUCCCCUCACACGGCGUAGCCAGCUACGAGGUUAUCCUAGGCCAGACCCCCUCCUGGCAGACAACAUGCUACGUCGGCAACCUGACGCCCUACACGACCCCUCACGACGUGGUGCCUCUGUUCCAGAACUUUGGUUUCGUCCAGGAGUCGCGCUUCCACGCCGAUCGCGGUUUUGCCUUUAUUAAGAUGGACUCGCACGAGAAUGCGGCCAUGGGCAUCUGCCAGAUGAACGGGUACAAUGUCAACGGCAGGCCCCUCAAGUGCAGCUGGGGCAAGGACAAGACGCCUACGGCUCAGGGCUUCGACCCGUCUCAGCAGUACAGCCCUCAGAGCGCCCAGACUCCCGGCGCCUUUGCCGGCACGCCCACGUUUUACCCGCAGUACGGCGCCCAAUACGGCGGUCAGCAGGGUAACUUUGGGGCGCCUCCGACUGGCUCCCCGGCCGGAUUCGCCGGCUCUCCGAUGGGCUACGCGCCUCCUCAGAGCGCGGGUGGCUUUGGCCGCGGACAGCAGCAGCAAGUUCCUCCGCAAGGACAGUGGUCCCAGCAGCAGCAGGCUGGACCCGGACCUGGGCAAAACUUCAACAAUGGAUUCGCCGGUUACCAAUCGUAG
Messenger RNA from Geosmithia morbida, 1467 nucleotides. RefSeq names its product nucleolysin TIA-1/TIAR. The transcript has 5 exons. The record is from RefSeq and is a predicted model, not a curated record. The coding region runs from base 1 to 1467 and encodes 488 amino acids. NCBI's taxonomy places the organism in Eukaryota, Fungi, Ascomycota, Sordariomycetes, Hypocreales, Bionectriaceae. Gene Ontology annotation, molecular function: RNA binding.